Messenger RNA from Lutzomyia longipalpis, 1804 nucleotides. Its product is annotated as innexin inx2-like. Lineage: Eukaryota; Metazoa; Arthropoda; Insecta; Diptera; Psychodidae. Gene Ontology annotation, molecular function: gap junction channel activity. Bases 305 to 1435 code for a protein of 376 amino acids. Gene Ontology annotation, cellular component: plasma membrane; gap junction. The record is from RefSeq and is a predicted model, not a curated record. The transcript is spliced from 2 exons. Gene Ontology annotation, biological process: phototransduction.
UUCACAUGUUGCUCUGACUCCACUAAUCCACGUGCGAUAGGAAAAGCCAGAAAAUUGUGCAAAAGCGGAGAAAAUUGUUAUUUUCCCACAGCCGUCAAAUUGUUUCAGCGCAGUGGUCUGAAUUUACAAAAAAUACGGUAAAAAUCCUAAAAACAGCGCCCCCAGUGCUGCUUUUUCUCAUUAAACUCCUUCCUUCUCUGAUGGAAAUUUUGGUUAAAAAUCAGCAAGAAUUUAGCAUAAACGUGGCAAAAUUGAAUAAUUAGAGUUUUCUGUGAGUGAGAUUCAAGUAAUUUGUUUGGGUAAAAUGCUGUACAAUUUGCUGAAACCACUGUCCGGCUUCUGGAAGCCGAAGCCCAUAAAAAUUCACAACAACGUCUUCAGUCUCCAUGGGAAGUUCACCGUAGGGCUCCUCAUCAUCUUCUCCCUCGUUAUCUCCGUGAAGGAGUACUUUGGCGAUCCCAUCAAUUGCAUGGUGGACAACAAAGAUGAUAAAUCAUUUGCAGACUACUACUGUUGGAUCCACGGGACGUACAUCCAGAAGAGAUAUCUAAAUGGUACAAUUGGAAAACACAUUGUUUCGGAAGGUAUUGGAGAAACGUACGUGCCAAACAGCGAAACAGAUCGCGUUUACCAGAAAUACUACCAAUGGGUGGCAUUCAUCCUCUUGACCCUGGCCAUUAUGCUCUACAUACCAUACUUUCUCUGGAAACUCUGGGAAGGGGGACGCAUGAAGAAUGUCUGCCAGGACUUUGGGGCACCGGUAAUUGCAUCUAAUUGGAAUAGAAGUGAAAAAAUUCGCAUUGUCAAGUACUUGUGCCAAGGAAACAAUGAAUCCAUCCACCGCCUCUACGCCUACCGCUUUAUGUUCUGCGAGAUUCUCAAUAUGGUCAUGCUGAUUGUGGCCAUUUGGAUACUAAAUGUGGUGUUUGACAAUUUUUGGAUUGACUACGCAAAGGCCAUUCGAUCGGUGCUUCAAAGGGAUUCCGCAGGAUGGGCCAUAAACACCGCACGCAUAUUUCCGAAACUUGGGAAAUGUACUUUCCAUCGGUUUGGACCAUCUGGAACGGUGAUCAACCGCGAUGCUCUCUGCUUGCUCCCACUCAACAUCAUCAAUGAGAAGGUUUUUGCGAUUCUCUGGCUCUGGAUGUUAUUUUUGCUGGCGGUCUCAAUACUCAAUCUCAUCUACAAGGCCCUGAUUUUCUUCAGUCAUCACCUCCGCAUUAAGAUCCUCCAGUCUCAGUCAUGUGGGCAGAAAUACAGCGACAUUCGCCUUGUAACACACAACGGAGAUCUUGGAAAGUGGUUUUUCCUCUACCAAAUGAGCCGCAAUGUCAAUCCGGUGAUUUUUUGCGAAAUCAUGCGUGAAUUGUUCAAAUACGAACGAGACAGGAUGAUUUAUGAGAAAAAUCAUGAAGAUCCCGAGGAAACUAUUUAAGACGAAAAGCAUUCAUUAGGAAUUUUAUAUUUCCUAUCAACAUUUUGCUCUAAUUAAUUACAUUAAGAUGUUGUGGCCUUCCAAACUGUGCCUUAAAUAUAAAAAAAAAUGAAAUUUUUUAGUGAAGUAUUACAAGAAAAAAGUGAUAUAUUGAAGUAUUAUAAAUGAUCCUAAAAUUUAUAUCAUGUUUAUCGAUAUAAGAAGUAAAAGUGAAGUAAGAUUUUGAUAAAAAAAAAGCCUUGAGUUAAGUUAAGAAAGUUCUCUCAGGAAUAUUAUAAAAUAUUUUUUCUGAUAUAUAUAUUUUUGUACUUGAAUUAUUUUUUUUUGUUUCAAUAAAAAAAUUGAAAUUAAAUUAAAAAUCAUUGAUUA